This is a messenger RNA of Calliphora vicina (urban bluebottle blowfly), 1375 nucleotides long. RefSeq names its product Glutaminyl cyclase (gene QC). The record is from RefSeq and is a predicted model, not a curated record. The transcript has 6 exons. Gene Ontology annotation, molecular function: glutaminyl-peptide cyclotransferase activity; zinc ion binding. Lineage: Eukaryota; Metazoa; Arthropoda; Insecta; Diptera; Calliphoridae. The coding region runs from base 274 to 1266 and encodes 330 amino acids.
UUUUUAAAUGAUUUCUGCUCAAGAGUCCAGCAGCCAACACUUGUUUAUGGAAUUGAACAAAAUAUACAAUUUAGUUGUUUAUUGAGUCUUUGUUAAUCAGUGGCGAAUGAGUCAACGUUAAAAUAAGGAAAAGUGGAACGGGCGAUUGAACUAAAAAUUACCGUAUUUAAACAAAAGAGAACAACGACAACACGAUAAAUAAAACUUGUAUUGUUUGUUGUUUGUGUUAUUACGUUUUUUUUUUAUUUUCUUGUACUUUUAUUUAUUUAAAAAAUGUUUAAAACUAAAGUUUUGUUUUUUUAUGUUUUAUUCUCCUUCAUAUCAUUGGGUACAUUACAAGUUCAACAACAAUCUUUGUGGCCCGAUGAUAAUGACCAUUUCAAUAAAACUUUGGCAAAUAUAAUGCAACCCCGAGUUGUGGGAUCUGCAGGUCAUACAAAAGUACUCCAAUUUAUAACAAGAGAAUUGCAAUCAUUGGGUUUUAACUCGGAAAUCGAUGAAUUUUCCGAAAAAGUGCCCAUAUUUGGCAAUGUUACAUUUGCUACUAUUGUUGGUGUACUCAAUCCGGAUGCGAGUGACUUUUUGUCCUUAGCCUGUCACUAUGACAGUAAAUAUUUUCCAAAUGAUCCAGGGUUUGUUGGUGCUAUUGAUUCUGCCGUACCUUGUGCAAUUCUGCUUAACACUGCCAAAACUCUACAGCCUUAUUUGCAGCAAAAUAAAGGUCGCAACGACCUGGGAUUAAUGCUAAUAUUCUUUGAUGGUGAGGAAGCUUUUAAAGAGUGGACAAAUACAGAUUCUUUAUAUGGUUCUCGACAUUUAGCGAGAAAGCUUUCAACUUCUCAAGCUAAAGCUUCACCAAAAAUACGGCAUAUUGAUAGAAUUGAAGUUUUAGUUCUUUUAGAUUUAAUUGGAUCAGCCAAUCCCAAAUUCUCUAGUUUUUAUACCAAUACCCAGGGUUUGCACAGCAGUCUCUGUGAUAUUGAACGAGAUUUCAUGAAACAGAAACUUUUAGAGGGUCAUAAUCUUAUGUUUUUAAAUCGCCAAGCACAAGGGUUUGUAGACGAUGACCAUCGUCCAUUUUUACAAGAAAAUGUUCCUAUACUACAUGUAAUACCAACACCAUUUCCGCCUCAAUGGCAUACAGCCAAUGAUAAUGCAGCCAAUUUACACUGGCCCACCAUCAGAAAUUUCAAUAAAAUCUUUCGCACCUUUGUCUACGAGUAUUUGCAACGUCACCGGGAAAGAGUUAAUUUAAGAUUUUUCUAAUUUUUUUUAGCAGAUUGUAUAUUUUAAAAUGUUGUAAAUUUUAUUUUUUUUAGAAAAUGUUAAAUUUUUAUUCAUUAAAACUAAUGUAAAGAAACAUGUUACUACAUAA